AUGCCCCAGAUGCUGAGCACCUCCAACACGGACCCCGGCAGCCUCAGCCUGCCCCCCAGAGAGCCCGGAGAUGGCGAGCAGGCUGGGCAGCCCCUCCUGGGCGGCCCCUCCUCAGCCUCUCUGGGCACCCUGAUCCAGCACCUGGAGCCCACAGCCAACUACUACCCCUGGUGGAAAGCCUACAUCUUCACCUUCCUGCUGAGCGCUCGCCCCUUCAUGGAGCCCCGGGAACUCCUGGCCUGGGUCUGCCACCUGAGCAUCGAGCCGCGGCAGCUGGACAAGCCGGCGCUGGACAAGGCCUGGCUCCAGAAGUUUGGCUCCAGACUGCUCCGGUUGCUGGCCAAGUGGAUGGAGACCUUCCCGCGGGACUUCCAGGAGGAGUCGGCCACUGGGCACCUGAAGGAUGUGGAGGGCCACAUCACCCCCUGUGACGAGGCGGCGGCGCAAAGCCCUUCUUCCGUGGCCCGGGGAGCUGUGAGCCUGCAGCCUCCUCCCAGGGCCCUGCCCUGCGCCCCGGCUCUGCACGUCCAGGGGCCCCAGGGAGCGGCCGGGCCUCCCUUCGCGCGGGACACCCGGAGAGCUUACCCACUGCUUCGCGCCCCCAUGGAAGAGAAAAUCGCAUCGGGCACCACCAGUCAUGCCAGCACUGUGCUUGGGAAGGCUUUCGGCAUUAAAGUUGCUCCCCAAAAAAGCACCAGAAAGCGGGAGCCCUGUUUCAGUGACAAGACGGACAACCUCGAGGCCUACGUGAAAUGGUUCAACCGGCUGUGCUACCCGGUGGCCACCGAGAGCUGCGUGCCCGCCAAGAAGAAGCAGCGGGCCCAGGCGAUGGAGUUCUUCAUUGGCGUGGCCCGAGAGUGCUUCAGCAUCGGCAAGUCCCUGAUGGCCAUCAGCUCUGGCAUGAACAACCCUGUCUCCAGGCUGAAGAAGACCUGGGCCAAAGUGAAGACAGCCGAGUUCUUCAUCCUGGAGCACCAGAUGGAGCCGACAGGGAACUUCUGCAACUACAGGACAGCUCUGCGCGGGGCGGCACACCGCUCCCUGGCCGCACACAGCAGCCAGGAGAAGAUUGUCAUUCCCUUCUUCAGCCUGCUCAUCAAAGACAUCUGCUUCCUGAAUGAGGGCUGUGCCAACCGCCUGCCCAAUGGACAUAUCCACUUUGAGGCAGGGCCUGAGGGCCUUGCGGGGGACUGUGCCAAAUUAGGCCAGGAGCGUUCCCAAAGCAGGACCAUUGGCCCCUGGAAACCCAAUAUAACUUUGCCAUCCUACACAAAAAUGUGGACUCAAAAUGGUCUUUUCUUGGCUUCUUACGAGAGUGAGAGUCCAGAGAACCACACAGAGAAAGAGAGGUGGAAAUCGCUAAGAUCUUCUAUUCUGGGGCAGACUUGAGAAGCUCAGAGCGGAAGGAGAAGUGGAGCCAGCAGCGGCUCCUGCAGCCCUGCCUCUGGGCCUGGGCCGAGGCACAGGGAGCACCUCAC
Molecule: messenger RNA, 1478 nt
Organism: Chinchilla lanigera (long-tailed chinchilla)
Lineage: Eukaryota; Metazoa; Chordata; Mammalia; Rodentia; Chinchillidae
Gene: Rasgef1c
Product: RasGEF domain family, member 1C
Biological process (GO): Ras protein signal transduction; positive regulation of GTPase activity
Cellular component (GO): plasma membrane
Molecular function (GO): guanyl-nucleotide exchange factor activity
Source: RefSeq, a predicted model, not a curated record